Messenger RNA from Rubroshorea leprosula, 1080 nucleotides. Lineage: Eukaryota; Viridiplantae; Streptophyta; Magnoliopsida; Malvales; Dipterocarpaceae. The record is from the annotation of a GenBank genome assembly.
AUCUCUAAUCAUUUUGAUAAAACCUACCCGUUAUCUCUCUAGGGUUUUAUCUUCUCAGACUUUCUUCAGUCCUGCAACCAAAUACAAUACUCUCUUCCUGCAUAACCAAGCUCAUUUGUCCCCAAGUUCAACCUCUCUGUCCCUAAGAAAUGGCGACCUCCCAGUUGACAGCUUCUUCUGUCACAGUGCCGGCGAGGAACUUCGUGUCAUUUGAUGGGGUAAGACCAUUGGCUGUCAAGUUUGCUUCUUUUGGAACUGUAAGACCUGGGACACUGUGCCAGAGGUCGUUUAAAGGUUUGGUCGUAAAAGCUGCCACCGUCGUUGCCCCUAAGUAUAUCUCCAUUAAGCCAUUGGGCAAUAGAGUGUUGGUGAAGAUCAAAACUGUGGAGGAAAAGACAGAUGGUGGAAUUUUGCUUCCUUCAACAGCUCAAUCGAAGCCUCAAGGUGGUGACGUCGUUGCUGUUGGUGAGGGAAAAGCAAUUGGCCAGACCAAAGUGGACCCUUCAGUAAAGCCUGGCACCCAGGUUGUUUAUUCCAAAUAUGCAGGGACAGAGCUGGAUUUCAAUGGUGAAAAUCAUCUUAUCCUCAAGGAGGAUGACAUUGUCGGCAUUCUUGAGACAGAUGAUAUCAAGGAUCUCAAGCCUCUGAAUGACACAGUUUUCAUAAAGGUUGCUGAAGCUGAGGAAAAAACUGCUGGAGGUUUGCUACUCACAGAGGCUGCCAAGGAGAAACCUUCCAUUGGCACGGUGAUAGCAGUUGGCCCUGGUCCUCUGGAUGAGGAGGGCAACAAGAAGCCACUGUCUGUUGCUCCAGGGAACACGGUACUGUACUCCAAGUAUGCUGGGAACGAUUUCAAGGGCAAGGAUGGUACUAGCUACAUUGCCCUAAGAGCGUCUGAUGUAAUGGCUGUGCUCUCUUAGUUGUCUAGAUUGGAAUGUAGGGCUGAAUUUUAUGGCUGAGUUGCCGAAAGGCAUGAGGAUUUUGGUUAUAAUUUCACUUCAGAUAUAAUCGAUUGUGCCUUCUUGUUUCCCUAAAUGCCCUACAGUUUUUUGGAUAUUCGAAGAAAGAACAUCGACUGGA